Molecule: messenger RNA, 7943 nt
Organism: Oryctolagus cuniculus (rabbit)
Lineage: Eukaryota; Metazoa; Chordata; Mammalia; Lagomorpha; Leporidae
Gene: STAB1
Product: stabilin 1
Biological process (GO): cell adhesion
Molecular function (GO): hyaluronic acid binding; calcium ion binding
Source: RefSeq, a predicted model, not a curated record
GGGUGAGAUGGUGGGGCCUCCGGCUGCUUUUAAGGCGACAGCCCGCCCCGUCCCGCCUGCUGCCCUGUGCCUGCCUCCCGGAGCUCACUCCCCCAGCUCUCCUGCCCCGUGCGCCCGCCAGCCAUGGUGGGGGCCCGGGGCCUCCUCCUGCUCUGUUUGCUGGCCGGUUCCAGCCUCGUCAGGGCUCAGAAGGUGCGGUCCAAGCGCUGUGACGUGAAGACCAGGUUCAUCACCCAUGUCCCCUGCACCACGUGCGCUGUCAUCAAGAAGCAGGCGUGUCCCUGGGGCUGGCUUCAGCAUUUCCCGGAGAAGAUAUUCCAUGACUGCCGCUACGAGGUCCGGCUGGGGGAUGCGCUGAUGUCCCUGAGUGGCUGCAGCCUGGAGUGCUGGAAAGAUGUGGUGCAGAAGGCCUGCUGCCCCGGCUACUGGGGCUCCCAGUGCUAUGAGUGCCCUGGAGGUGCCGAGACCCCAUGUAACGGCCGUGGGACCUGUCUGGAUGGCAUAGCUGGCAACGGGACCUGUGUGUGCCAGGAGAACUUCAGCGGCUCCGCCUGCCAGGAGUGCCGAGACACCGAUCGCUUUGGGCCUGACUGCCUGUCAAAGUGCAACUGUGUGCACGGUGUGUGCAGGCAUGGGCCGCGAGGGGACGGCAGCUGCCAGUGCUUUCCUGGAUACGGUGGGCCCCGCUGUGACCAAGAGGUGCCCGCCUGCCGGGCUCUGCAGUGCCCGCGGAACUCCGAGUGCUCUGCAGAGGCCCCCGCCUGCCGGUGCCUGCCUGGUCACACCCAGGAGGGCAGCGGAUGCCUGGCGCCUGACCCCUGCCAGCCGUCUCCCUGCUCCCCGCUGGCCCGGUGCUCGGUGAGCCCCACAGGGCAGGCUCAGUGCGACUGUCCCGAGAACUACGCCGGGGACGGGACGGUGUGUCUGCCCGUGGACCCCUGCACCACCAACUCCGGGGGCUGCCCCAGGAACUCCACCUCGUGUGUGUACCUGAAGCCAGGCAAGGCUGUCUGCUCCUGUCUGCAAGGCCUGUCCAGCAUCAGGCACAACACGUCCGCUGGCUGCGCUGCCAUCUGCUAUCCCAGCACUUGUGACAAGUCGGCCACCUGCCAGGUGACCCCCAAUGGGAAGCUCAGCUGUGUGUGCAAGGAAGGCGAGGUAGGGGAUGGGCGCGCCUGCUACGGAAACCUGCUCCACGAGGUGCAGAAGGCCAGGCGGACGAGUGCAAUGUUCCUGCAGCUUCAAGUGGCCAUCAGCAUGCUGGAGCAGGGCUGUCGAGAGAUCCUCACCACGUCUGGCCCGUUCACUGUGCUUGUGCCGUCGGUCUCCUCCCUCGCCUCCAGGACCAUGAACGCCUCCCUCGCCCAGCAGCUCUGUAGACAGCACAUCGUCGCGGGGCAGCACUUGCUGGACGUGCGGGCCUCACAGACGCAGAGGUGGUGGACGCUGGCCGGGCAGGAGAUCACCCUCACCUCUAACCGCUUGAGGUUCUCCUACAAGUACAGCGACCAGCCCCAGCAGACGGUCAGCGUGGAACAGGCCAACUACGUGGCUGCCAAUGGCGUCUUCCACGUGGUCAGUGCCCUGCGCUGGCAGCCCCCCGCUGGGCUCACUGCAGACCCCGAGAGGACCAUUGAGCGGAUCCUGGCUUCCAACGAGGUCUUCAGCCGCUUCCAGACCAUCCUGGAGAACUGCGGGCUGCCUUCCAUCCUCGACGGCCCUGGGCCCUUCACUGUCUUCGCCCCCAGCAAUGAGGCCGUGGAUGGCCUGCGCGACGGCCGCCUGAUUUACCUCUUCACUGCCGGUGUUUCCAAGCUGCAGGAGCUGGUGAGGCACCACAUCUUCAGCCACGGCCAGCUGACCGUGGACAAGCUUAUCUCCAAGGGCCGCAUCCUCACCAUGGCAAACCAGGUGCUGGCUGUGAACAUCUCUGCGCAGGGGCGCAUCCUGCUGGGGCCCGAGGGGGUCCCGCUGCGGAGAGUGGACGUGCUGGCGGCCAACGGUGUGAUCCACCUGCUGGAGGGCGUCCUGCUGCCGCCCACCAUCCUGCCCAUCCUCCCCAAGCAUUGCAACGAGGAGCAGCACAAGGUCGUGGCGGGCUCCUGUGUGGAUUGCCACGCUCUGAACACCAGCACGUGCCCCCCCAACAGCGUGAGGCUGGACAUGCUGCCCAAGGAGUGCGUCUACACCCACGACCCUACUGGGCUCAAUGUGAUGAGGAAGGGCUGUGCCCACCACUGCAACCAGACCAUCACGAAACUCGGCUGCUGCAAAGGGUUUUUUGGGCCUGACUGCACCCAGUGUCCUGGAGGCUUCUCCAACCCCUGCUACGGCAAAGGCAACUGCAGCGAUGGGAUCCAUGGCAACGGGGCCUGCCUCUGCUUCCCAGACUACAAGGGCAUCGCCUGCCACAUCUGCUCCAACCCAAACAAGCACGGAGACCAGUGCCAGGAAGACUGCGGCUGCGUCCAUGGUCUGUGUGACAACCGUCCGGGCAGCGGAGGGGUGUGCCAGCACGGCACGUGUGCCCCUGGCUUCAGCGGCCGCUUCUGCAAUGAGUCCACGGGGGACUGCGGGCCCACGGGGCUGGCCCAGCAGUGCCACCUGCACGCCCGCUGCGUCCGCCAGGGGGGUGAGGCCAGAUGCGUCUGUCUCGAUGGCUUCGAGGGCGACGGCUACUCCUGCACACGCAGCAGCCCCUGCUCCCGCCCGGACCGCGGAGGCUGCUCAGAAAACGCCGAGUGUGUCCCUGGGGCCCUGGGCACCUACAAUUGCACAUGCCACAAAGGCUGGAGCGGGGAUGGCCGUGUGUGCGUGGCCAUCGACGAGUGUGAGCUGGAUGCUCGUGGCGGCUGCCACCGUGACGCGCUCUGCAGCUACGUGGGGCCUGGGCAGAGCCGGUGCACAUGCAAGCUGGGCUUCGCUGGGGACGGCUACGAGUGCAGCCCCAUUGACCCGUGCCGAGCAGGCAAUGGAGGCUGCCACGACCUGGCCACCUGCCGGGCAGUGGGAGGGGGCCAGCGGGUCUGCACCUGCCCCUCCGGCUUUGGAGGCGACGGCUUCAGCUGCUACGGAGACAUCUUGCGGGAGCUGGAGGCAAAUGCCCACUUCUCCGUCUUCUACGAAUGGUUCAAGAGUGCUGGCAUCACCCUGCCCGCUGACAGCCGCGUCACGGCCCUCGUGCCUUCGGAGUACGCCGUCCGCAGGAUGAGCCCCGAGGAGCGAGACUUCUGGCUGCAGCCGAGGCGGCUGCCUGACCUGGUCAGGGCCCAUUUUCUCCAGGGCACCUUCUCCGAGGAGGACCUGGCCCGGCUGGCUGGGCAGAACGUGUCCACCCUGAGCCCCACCACGCAGUGGGAGAUCCGCAACGUCGGCAGGAGGGUGUGGGUGCAGAACGCCAGCGUGGACGUGGCUGAUCUCCUGGCCACCAACGGUGUCCUUCACAUCCUCAGCCAGGUCUUAGUCCCUCCACGAGGGGAUGCGCAGGCCGGGCCAGGGGUGCUGCAGCAGCUGGACUCUGUGCCUGCCUUCCACCUCUUCCGGGCGCUGCUGCAGCACCACAAGUUGGUGUCCCAGAUUGAGGCCGCCACUGCCUACACCAUCUUCGUGCCCACGAACCGCUCCCUGGAGGCCCAGGGCAACAGCAGCAGCCUGGACGCCGACACAGUACGCCACCAUGUGAUCCUGGGCGAGGCGCUAUCCCCGGAAGCCCUGCGGAAGGGGGGCCACCGCAACUCCCUCCUGGGCCCUGCCCACUGGCUCGUCUUCUACAACCACAGUGGCCAGCCGGAAGUGAACCACGUGCCAUUGGAAGGCCCCGUGCUGGAGGCCCCUGGCCGCUCCCUGUUUGGCCUCUCGGGGGUCCUGACGGUGGGCUCCAGCCGCUGCAUGCACAGUCACGCCGAGGCCCUGCGGGAGAAAUGCAUCAACUGCACCCGGAAGUUCCGCUGCACUCAUGGCUUCCAGCUGCAGAACACACCCAGGAAGAGCUGCGUCUACAGAUCUGGCUUGUCCUUCUCCCGGGGCUGCUCCUAUACCUGUGCCAAGAAGAUCCAGGUGCCCGACUGCUGCCCUGGCUACUUUGGCACGCUGUGCGAGCCAUGCCCCGGGGGCCAGGGUGGCGUGUGCUCGGGCCACGGGCAGUGUCAGGACCGGCUGCUGGGCGACGGGCAGUGCCGCUGCCAGGAGGGCUUCCACGGGACGGCCUGUGAGAUGUGCGAGCUGGGCCGCUACGGGCCCAACUGCACUGGAGUGUGCGACUGUGCCCACGGGCUGUGCCAGGAGGGGCUGCGAGGCGACGGCAGCUGUGUCUGUAACGUGGGCUGGCAGGGCCCCCGCUGUGAGCAGAAAAUCGUCCACUCUGAAUGCCCCAAAGAGUGUGACCCCAACGCCAACUGCGUCCGGGACCCGGCUGGAGCCCCCGCCUGCGUCUGUGCCGCAGGAUACUCGGGCAACGGCACCUUCUGCUCAGAGGUGGACCCCUGUGCCCACGGCCAUGGGGGCUGCUCCCCCCACGCCAACUGCACCAAGGUGGCACCUGGGCAGCGGGCAUGCACCUGUCACGAUGGCUACACGGGCGACGGCGAGCUUUGCCAGGAGGUUAACGACUGUCUGGUCCACAACGGGGGCUGCCACGUUCACGCCGAGUGCAUCCCCACCGGCCCCCAGCAGGUCUCCUGCAGCUGCCGUGAGGGUUACAGCGGGGAUGGCAUCCGCGCCUGUGAGCUCCUGGACCCCUGCUCCCAGCACAAUGGAGGCUGCAGCCCUUACGCUGUGUGCAAAAGCACAGGGGAUGGCCAGAGGACAUGCACCUGCGACGCCACCCACACCGUGGGUGAUGGCUUCACCUGCCGCGCCCGAGUCAGCCUGGAGCUCCUUCGGGACAGGCAUGCCUCGUUCUUCAGCCUCCACCUCCUGGAGUACAAGGAACUCAAAGGUGCUGGGCCUUUCACCAUCUUCGUGCCUCACGCGGAUCUAGUGGCCAACCUGUCGCAGAAUGAGCUGGACCGGAUUCGCGCACAAAGCCGGCUGGUGUUCCGCUACCACGUGGUCGGCUGUCGGCAGCUGCAGAGCCAGGAGCUGUUGGACCAAGGCUACGCCACGGCGCUCUCGGGACACACGCUGCGCUUCAGCGAGAGGGAGGGCAGCCUAUACGUGAACGACUUCGCGCGCGUGGUGAGCAGCGACCACCAGGCGGUGAACGGUAUCCUGCACUUCAUUGACCGCGUUCUGCUGCCGCCGGAGGCGCUGCACUGGGAGCCUGGCACCACCCCGGACCCGCAGAGAAACGUCACUGACGCGGCCGAGAGCUUCGGCUACAAGACCUUCAGCCGCCUCGUGAGGCUGGCCGGCCUCCUGCCCCUGCUCCAAGCUGCGUCCCACAGGCCCCUCACGAUGCUGUGGCCCACAGACGCUGCCCUCAGAGCCCUGCCCCCUGACCGCCAGGCCUGGCUGUACCACGAGGACCACCGUGACAAACUGGCCGCCAUUUUACGGGGUCACGUGAUCCGCAAUGUGGAGGCCUUGGCAGCUGACUUGCCCAACCUGGGCCCGCUUCGAACCAUGCACGGGAACCCCAUCUCCUUCUCCUGCAGCAAAACCCGACCUGGCGAGCUCAUGGUGGGUGAGGACGAGGCCCGCAUCGUGCAGCGGCACCUGCCCUUCGAGGGGGGCCUGGCCUAUGGUAUCGACCAGCUGCUGGAACCCCCUGGCCUUGGUGCGCGCUGUGACCGCUUUGAGACCCGGCCACUGAGAAUGAAGAUCUGCAGCAUCUGUGGGCUGGAGCCCCCCUGCCCUCGAGGCUCACAGGAACAGGGCAGCCCUGAGACCUGCUGGCGCUACUACAAGUACUGGACCACACCUACACUGCGCUCCCUGGCACUACACACCUCUUUGUUGCCGCCCAGAAUAUGGGGCCAGCCCCACAGCCUGGGCAGGGGCUGCCACCGCAACUGUGUCACCACCGCCUGGAUCCCCAGCUGCUGCCCUGGUCACUAUGGCAGCGAGUGCCAAGCUUGCCCUGGUGGCCCUAGCAGCCCCUGUAGCGACCACGGUGUGUGCCUGGAUGGCAUGAACGGCAGCGGACGGUGUAUGUGCCGACCGGGGUUUGCGGGGACAGCCUGCGAGCUCUGCGUGCCCGGUGCCUUCGGAGCCCAUUGCCAAGCCUGCCGCUGCACCCCCCACGGCCGCUGUGACGAGGGCCUUGGGGGCUCUGGCUUCUGCUUCUGUGAGGAAGGCUGGACUGGGCCACACUGCGAGGUGCAGCUGGAGCUGCGGCCCGUGUGCGCCCCACCCUGCGCACCCCAGGCCACGUGCCGUGCGGGCAACAGCUGUGAGUGCGGCCUGGGCUAUGAGGGGGACGGCCGUGUGUGCACAGUGGUUGACCUGUGCCAGGACAGGCAUGGGGGCUGCAGCGAGCACGCCAACUGCAGCCAGGUGGGCACAGCAGUCACCUGCACCUGCCUGCCCGACUACGAGGGUGACGGCUGGAGCUGCCGGCCCCGCAACCCCUGUGCAGACGGCCGCGGCGGGGGCUGUAGCGAGCACGCCGACUGCGUGUACACGGGCCCGAACACACGGCGCUGUGAGUGCCACGCAGGCUACGUGGGCGACGGGCUGCAGUGUCUGGCGGAACCGGAGCCCCCCGUGGACCGCUGCCUGGGCCAGCCACCGCCCUGCCACAUGGAGGCCACGUGCACCGACCUGCACUUCCAGGAGCAACGGGCUGGCGUCUUCCACCUCCAAGCGCCGCGUGGUCCUUACGGCCUGACCUUCCCGGAGGCCAAAGCUGCGUGCGAGGCCCAGGGCGCGGUCCUGGCCUCCCUCCGUCAGCUUUCUGCUGCCCAGCAGCUGGGCUUCCACCUGUGCUUCGUGGGCUGGGUGGCCAACGGCUCCACUGCCCACCCUGCGGCCAACUGCGGUGACGGUCCGGUCAGCCUGGGUCCCCGCCAGAACCUCUCGGAGCGCUGGGAUGCCUACUGCUACCGCGCACAAGAUGUGGCCUGCCGCUGCCGAGACGGCUUCGUGGGCGACGGGGUUGACACGUGCAACGGGAAGCUCCUUGACGUCCUGGCUGCCACGGCCAACUUCUCUACCUUCUAUGGGAUGCUGCUGGCCUAUGCUAACGCCACCCAGCGGGGUCUCGACUUCCUGAGCUUCCUGCAAGAGGAGCUCCCCUACAAGACACUCUUCGUCCCCGUCAACGAAGGCUUCAUGGACAACAUGACGCUGAGUGGGCCCGACCUGGAGCUGCAUGCCUCCAACACCACCUUCCUGAGCGCCAACGCCAGCUGGGGCACCUUGCUCCCCGCGCACUCGGGCCUCAGCCUCCUCAUCAGUGCCGGGGGGCCCGGCAACAGCUCCAUGGCUGCUGCGGCCCCUGGGGCAGUUGUGGUUAGCCGUGUCAUUGUGUGGGACAUGCUAGCUGCCAACGGCAUCAUCCACACUCUGGCCAGCCCCCUGCUGGCACCGCCCCAGGCCCGGGCCGUGCUGGCGCCACGGGCCUCUCCCGUGGCAGCAGGUGUGGGAGCCGUGGUAGCGGCUGGAACACUGCUGGGCCUGGUGGCCGGAGCCCUCUACAUCCGUACCUGCGGCAAACCCACAGGCUUUGGCUUCUCCACCUUCCAGGCGGAAGACGAUGCUAACGACGACUUCUCCCCGUGGCAACAAGCACCCAGCCCAACCCUGGUUUCUGUCCCUAACCCAGUGUUCGGCAGCCACGACGCCUUCUGUGAGCCCCUUGACUCGCUCCUGGACGACGACUUCCCCGACACGCAGAGGAUCCUCGCUGUCGAGUGACGGACUGUGCCGAAGCGGACGCCCUGUGCCCGAGGGAGACGGCUUUUAUUGCUUGUCGGGACGGAGGCCAGAGGCGGGGCAGGAGGGGCGGGGGGCCGGCCCCGGACAAUAAAGGUGCCUUCAGCGGAUGUGGGCCAUGUCGCCGA